Pangasianodon hypophthalmus (striped catfish) is the source of this 2082-nucleotide messenger RNA. RefSeq names its product chemokine (C-C motif) receptor 10 (gene ccr10). Lineage: Eukaryota; Metazoa; Chordata; Actinopteri; Siluriformes; Pangasiidae. Gene Ontology annotation, molecular function: G protein-coupled receptor activity. Gene Ontology annotation, cellular component: membrane. Bases 99 to 1379 code for a protein of 426 amino acids. Gene Ontology annotation, biological process: G protein-coupled receptor signaling pathway; immune response. The transcript has 3 exons. The record is from RefSeq and is a predicted model, not a curated record.
AUUGUGAGAGUACCAAAAUCAUCACACCUACCCCACGUGGACACACACACUCUUUCUCACAAUACUUUGGCACUGCUGAUUCCCAUACACAGAGAGCAAUGUAUGGAAACAGCAACUAUGAGACCUCCACCUUUGGAAACGUCACCCCGGACUAUAUCUAUGAUUAUGGAAACUGCACAGGCAACUACUGCGAUCUUAAUGUAAUUGAGAUUUGUGAGCCAGAUAACAGGCAAGAGUUGACCAUCAUGGCUGUUCAGGUCACGGUCUUCCUCAUCGCCUUCUUCCUUGGUGUAAUUGGGAAUAGUUUGGUGAUUGCCACGUUCACCAAGUAUCGGCGCCUCCGUCUGCGCUGCAUGACUGAUGUCUUCCUCUUCUAUCUUGCGAUUUCUGACCUGCUGCUGCUGCUGACUUUGCCACUGGAGACCAGCGAAAUCAUCAUCGGCUCCUGGAAAGUUGGAAACGAGCUGUGCAAGCUAAACCAUGGCCUCUGUGCCAUCAACACUUACGGUGGCUUGUUGUUGCUAGCGUGCAUCAGCAUAGAUCGCUACCUGCUUGUAGUACGAGCCAGGACUGCUCAGGCGCUACGUCCAAGUAUGCUAUGCUACAGUAAGUUGUCUGCGAUUGCCGUGGCAGUGACCUCCAUCGUCCUCAGCCUGCCAGAACUAAUAUCCACCUCUGUGCAUCAAAGUUCGUUGAGGUGUGAGUACGUAGGAAAUGAGGGUGACAAUGGGAGGGUAAAGAUGUGGGCACGUGUGGCAAAGAUUACAGGUUUCUGCGUGCCAUGCAUUGCCAUGCUGGUGUGUUACAGCAUCAUCAGCUACGUGUUGAUGCAAGGCCGGGGAAAAUGCUUUCGCAGACAGAAGACACUGCGACUCAUAGUAGCGCUGAUACUGCUCUUCUUGCUGUUCCAGCUGCCGUACGCCAUGGUGCUGUCUCUCCGAUUGUUCAUGUCCGAUUAUUCAUGUAAACUGUGGAAUGACAUUCACCUGGCCGAGGAUGUCACCCGCAGUCUUGCUUACGUCCGUUGCUGCCUCAACCCCCUGCUCUAUGCCCUUGUGGGAGUAAGAUUCCGGAAUGAUGUGAUGAGGUUGCUGAUUGAUUGCAGUUGCAUCUGUCCUUAUCUCUCACUUGUGACAUCAAAACUGGACUAUGGAAGCUCAAUGACUCCCUCAUCCCCUCCUCCUACUAGUACUCUCAUGCCCUUCUCUGAUGUUUAUUCACCUAAAAUUUUACCUGACACUGCCAAGAUCGAAAAUCCUGCAGGUAUGCCACAGGUUGUGAUCAUAGAGUCAUAUUCCCCCAACAUAUUUUUCCCUUCUGAUUUCCCGAACUCACAAAAACCUGGGGACAUUGUUGUUUCAACCUAUACCUGCCAGUAAACUCUUCUUUUUGACGAUAUACAACUUUUUGCAUAGGGUAUGUAAAUAAUAAAACAUACUUGGGGUAUGCUCUUUAAGGAAAUAAUCAGGCUGGAGUUACUGUUACUACCCUGAAGUUGAUUAUAUUCCAACAAUAGCACAUCCAGAAGUGUUUUAUACCACAGCACAUCUGUGUUAAUGUUCACAGACCAAUUAAUUCCUAUAAAGUGAGCGUUAUAACAGCUGUAAGCUAUCAUUCUCUCAUCAGCUUGUCAUGUUACCAAAAAAGCGGAAAGUCCUCUGUUCUGAGGACUUUCCCAUGGUGGAAAACAGUCUGUUACAUUAUGCGCUGACACUGGAGACUCCUUGCAUAAAUGUUAAAUGUCACCUUACAGAAAACAUCAUGUAUAUUAUUUGGCUUAAAUCCAAUCCAAUCAAGUCCAUGAGUAAGUUGUUACUAUAGAAAGGAUAAGCACAUUAGUAUAAACUUGUGAUAUGCCUUAGAGCUGCUGCUGAAUGAAUGAAUCAACAUUUUCACACUGAUCACAACUGACUCACCACCACUGUGGUAUAAAACAUUUUAGCUGAGUUUCUGAGUUUCUGUUUCUGCCAUGAAUUGUGUAUUAAAAUUGAAUGCAUCUUUUUUCCUUUAUAGAGUAGAAAAUUGUAUUAUAAUAAGAUCUAGUUACUUGUUAUAUGUUUCAGCCUUAUCUCUAAUACUUAA